Messenger RNA from Pseudo-nitzschia multistriata, 2599 nucleotides. The record is from the annotation of a GenBank genome assembly. NCBI's taxonomy places the organism in Eukaryota, Bacillariophyta, Bacillariophyceae, Bacillariales, Bacillariaceae.
AGUAGGAAACAGUAGUAUGAAAAACAGAGAGGUGCAAAUUUUGCUACGACGUCUCUCCAGUUUUCGAUGCGAAGCGAAUUUUACGUCGGUGAUUUCACAUCUUGAAAUYCUCUUUCAUCGCAACGGUAACAGUAAUUUGUCGACGAGCAUACCCAGAUCAAUGCCUAAAGAUGACAUCGCGAUAUCAGAAUAAUCAAACGCAACGAAGGAGGAAAAAAAACUUCAAGAAGAUCUCCCCCGCCGAAGAAAUUGCAGCUCUCAAUGCACGAAUUGAAGAGGAAACUCCCGCCAGGGGUAGCCUUGCACAUGCAAARAAUUCGGUGGUUUCUUUUGCGUCACAACCGUUGUCCAGUGCUACGUUACAAGGAUUGGAGAAAAACGGAUAUACCACCAUGACGUCCAUACAGUCGGGGAGCAUCCCGCAUGCCCUCGCGGGUCGUGAUAUCUUGGGAGCUGCUAAGACGGGUUCGGGGAAAACACUAGCGUUUCUGAUCCCUUUGCUGGAGCUACUGUUUAGACAGCGCUGGACACCUCAAGAUGGUGUUGGAGCGAUUGUCUUGUCUCCGACUCGAGAGCUGGCAGGUCAAAUAUUUGCUGUAUUGCGGAAAAUUGGACAACAGCACUCUUUUUCUCUGGGAUUAUUGAUGGGAGGACGACACAAGAACAAACAAAAUAUUGAGUCCAACGAUUUCGUUCGGGAACAGCAAUCGAUUCCUACGACAAACAUUCUCAUUUGCACUCCGGGUCGACUCUUGCAACAUUUAGAACAAACUCCGUACUUCAAUGUCGACUCGUUACAAAUGUUGGUAUUGGAUGAGGCCGACCGUAUUUUGGAYAUGGGAUUUCGGGAUCAAUUGGUCAGAAUUUUGGAUUAUUUGCCACAAGGAGAAGCAAGGCAAACCCUGUUAUUCAGUGCCACUCAAACAAAAGACGUUAAACAUUUGGCAACUUUGAGUAUUAAUCGCAAAACCGUGGAAUAUGUUGGCGUUCACGAUGAAGAUUCAGCCAAAACGCCAGAUCGACUGAAGCAGGCUUACGUUUUGGUUCCUGUCGAACACAAACUGAACUGCCUGUAUUCCUUUAUAAAGACGCAUUUGAAAUGCAAGACAAUCGUCUUUUUUGCGACUUGCAGUCAAGUUCGGCAUGCCUGGGAUCUGUUUUGCCGACUUCGUCCCGGAUUGAGUGUWUUGGCUAUCCAUGGAAAACUCUCCCAGACCAAACGGCUUCAAGUUUAUGACAAAUUYACAACUACUCCUCAUUCCGUAAUGUUUGCCACGGACGUGGCCAGUCGAGGUCUCGACUUUCCGUCGGUAGAUUGGGUUGUCCAGGCGGAUGCUCCUGAGGAUUACGAUAUGUACGUCCAUCGAGUUGGACGAACAGCGCGUUUCCAGCAAGAUGGUCAGGCACUCUUGUUGCUGGAUCCAGCUGAGGAAGAACCAUUCGUAAGAAACAAUAAGAAUGAAAAAGAACAAAGGCUAAAAGCAAACCUUCAAAAGAAGUCUAUCAAUCCUACAAAAACCAUGUURGUCACUCAACGGGCAGCCUCUUUGGUGGCCGAGCACAGUUCGUUGUAUGCAUUGGCCAAGAAAGCUUUUUGGUCUUACGUYAGGUCGAUGUCUCUUCUACCUAAGGAUGGGAUCUGGACCAAUUUGCAAAUUCGCAAAUUGAAUCUCGAAGAAUAUGCGAACUCUCUUGGAUUACCAAAUAUCCCUGGUGAUCUGGAGAAAGUGUUGCAAAAUGUUUCUAGUCGCGAUGAUGUCAGAACGACGAAGAAYGUGAAUCGGAAGUUGCAAAAACUAAAGGAGCAAAUACGAUUGGAGAAAGAAGCAAAGAAGAAGAGAAAACGGCAAGAAGAGGAGAAGACCAAGGCAGAUAAUGACGAAGAUGAUGGAGAAGAUGACCUUUUGGUGGUUAAGGCAAGACACGAAGCUGGCGAUGUCGCUGAAGACCUUGUUCCUUUGGCAUCUACAAAAGUCCGAAAGCCUAAAAAGAUACGAAUUGAUGGAGGAAACUCCAGCGAAAAUGUUCACACAGUUUUCGAAGAAGAUGGAACUGUCCAGCCCAAGAUCUUUGAAGCAAAACACGACAGCGACGACGAUAGUGAUACUGGCAGCGUUGACGAUGAAGAAAUUGCUGAAGCUUUACAAGGAGCUAAUGAUGGCUACCUUAAGCAAGUUAGACAGCGACUGGAGAAAACCAAGGAACUUGAUAAGGAAGAAGAAAGAGAKAGAAUCCGUGCUAAGCAUAAGAAGAAACGUAUGAAAGAAAAGGACGGACGUCGUACAGAGGAAGGUGAUGGAGACAAACAACUAGCCAUUUUGGCUACCACAGAGACCACAUAUGAUAGUGASAAAAAUUCUCAGUCAUCAUCAUCAACGUCAUCCAACGACUCGACCUCUACUGCCUCUUCAAGCGACAGCGAAAGCGAUGAAAGCGAAGGUGGCGACAAUCCCAUGGACGUGGCUCGACAGGAAGACUUGGCCCUGUCUUUGAUUCGUGGUGGUUUCUAGGGGUACAUCUUCAGCUUCGGAAUUCAACAGGAUGGAUUGCCUAUCGAGCAUUGUGUCUAUCACAAGAUCACUUGCCAAGCUAAUUUAUA